ACUUUUUUCAUUUAAUUGUCUCGACUUUUAAAUAUUGUUGAUAGUUUUGUCUAUUUGUUUGUCACCUUUUAUUAAUUUUUUUCCGCUCUGAGUAAACAUUAUUAUCGUUAUUAAGUUUGUUACUUUUUCUGUCUUUAGUCUCAUGGUGAAUCCAAGUUGAUGAAGGGAUGAAAGUUGCUUCAACGUUUGCGCUUCCUUUCAUUCCAAUUGAUAACUAAACAUUACAUGAGUUUCAAGUUGCAUCUUUACAUUACUUUCAUCAUCAUUUUUGAUUCAUUUAGACCAAUUAGGUUGAGACAUUAAGACACGUUUCCAGGAAAGUUUACACAAUGAAUUGGACUGUUUGCUAAUGUUAAGAUAUUCUGAAGUUCAGUUCUUGAUUCAAUAUGGAAGUCAUUUGUAGAGAAAAGUUUCAUUCGGUUUAUCCGAAGAAAUUGAUAUGAAAGGGAAAUUUAAUUAUUGUAAUUAUUCGAGGAUUGCAUAUCAAGUCAUUACAUAUGUAAUUAUCCAAGUUUCUGGUUUUUCUUGUCAACUGAUGCUUGGGAAAUUAGUCGAUAUCAAAUCUUUUGAACAAUAAUCAGAUUUUACACUUAUGAAAGCUAUCAAAUUAUGUUAUUUCUUUAUAAGAACUGGACAAAUAUUCAAUGAUAGUCACAGAAUUUGCAGAAAUCGAUUGAACUAGAAAUUGAUCAUUUUGUUUCAUUGGAAAUAGAGAAAGAAAUCAAGAUAUGAUAAGAUGCAGCAAUGAAAUUAUUUCAUAUCUAGUCACAGCUCUGAAUUCAGUAGAUAAACAUAACUUAUCAGUAAGCUCGGUGCAAAAGUAUUUAGAAAAUUCAUUUUAAUUAUGAAUCACGAUUUGGCUGUAUUUAUGAGAAUAGUGAGUACAACUUGAAUGGAUGAUUCGGAGAAUUGAUUUGUGUGAAAAAUUUUAUAUCAGCAUUUCUUAACAAUCAGUCAUCUUAUUUCAAUAAAAUAACAAAUAUAAUGAAAAAUACAUGAAAAAUAGCCAUGAACAAGUUCAUAAUUUAAUCAAGAUGAAAUGUUUAUCAAGUAUUCAGUUGUUGGUAAAGAUUGGGCCGAUUUCUCGAUAAAGGCCCAAAACAGCCAAAGUCAAAACAGCCAAAUACAAAGCUCCUUAAAUCAAAUAAAACUACUUAAAUUAUCAGAUUUAUUAGGGGUAUCAAAAAGUACUUAUGUUUUUUACCGCUGACUUUUGCUUCAAUUUUGAAUAAGUUUGACUUGAUCAAUUGACGCAAUAAUUUUAAGAACACAAGAACAUCGAUAUAGAUGUAUGAAGACCAUUUUUUAGCAUAUACAGUUCUGCGAACAACUUAAUCAUAUAACUCAGAAUAAGGUAUUGUUUUCUUGUCCCCUGUUAAUCCAAGGCAAUCGAUGAAUGCAACUUAUGUAUUUUCCAAAUAUUAACUGUAGACGCUUGGUGACUUCGUCAUUCAAAAUUUUAGGUAAUUUUAUGCGAUGAGCGAGGUCUUUUUCUUCAUUCUUUCCAUCUUUUUUAAAACUUUUAUCCAUUGAAUACAGGAUACAAAGAAUGCAUAGUAUCAUAUAAACCCAUAGAUGGUAGUGUUUGUAGGGCAUUUCAAGAACAACUUCGUCUAGAUGGACAUGUUCCAACCCGGGAUCACGACGAGUUAUGGUAAACAGGUCUUGCUUCCAAUAGUAAUUUAGUAUCGCAGCUGCAGGUGUGUUAAAAUUGAUACGUUUGAUUGCGCUUCCAAGCCCAACAAGAUGAACGAUGAAAAUGGAUAAAAUUGCAAAUGUCCACGUUGAAUGGAGUUUCACAUUUAUUUAGAUUGUGAAAAUAUGUAUUAGAGGUCAUUCAAGGUGAAUUCAUCAUUUGACUUCUAAUUGACAUUGGGAAGUCAAUUCUGAAAUCGCACAAUUUUUCAUAUCGAUUAAUGAUAGCUAGGUGUCAUAACUCAUACUGGCCAAAGUAUAUGAGUGACUCCAUAUCGUUCAAUUGCUUUUUUGAAAGAUUCAUUUAUCUUGGCGAGAGUCAUGAACAUGCGACGGACAUACACCGACUGCAAAAUUUUUCGGUCUCAGAAGAUUAUCUUCCAAUGUCAAUUAGAUGCUAAAGAAUUGACCUUGAAUGACCUUGAGCGUAUUUGCUGCCAAUCAGGUACAAUGAUGAAUUUUACUUGAUUGCAAAUUGGCAAGUUAAACGAAAAAAGUAUAUAAAGUUCAUAAGAUUUUAUUUUAGUCGGCUAUUUUACAUUGUAUACGCAUUUCCAGACUCCAGAAAAGGAAAAGAGAUGAUGUACUGUUCGGUAGUGUUUGUAGGGAAUUUUAAGAACAACUUCGUCUAGAUGGACAUGUUCCAACCCGGGAUCACGACGAGUUAUGGUAAACAGGUCUUGCUUCCAAUAGUAAUUUAGUAUCGCAGCUGCAGGUGUGCUAAAAUUGAUACGUUCGAUUGCGCUUCCAAGCCCAACAAGAUAAACGAUGAAAAUGGAUAAAAUUGCAACUGUCCACGUUGAAUGGAGUUGAAAGAUGUAGCUUCGAUAUUACUGGAUAAAUUAAACACUAAUGUAAACACAAAAGAUGUAGCUUGCCUAAGCACAGGUGGAAGGUGCACAGGCAAAAUCAAGGGGCAGACUUGGGGCAAAAAUUUUGCAUCUGAGCUUGAGUUAAUUGAGGUGAGCCAGCAUUUAAACACUCGAAUGAAUCUCCAAAGAACUGUUUCAUAAAAAUUAAACCCUGGAGAUGGAUAAAAUUAAAAUUGUCACCGUUGAAUGGAGCUUAAAGAUAUAGUUGUCGAUUUGGGUGGAUGAACGAUAACCGAAAACUGAUCUGAAAGUAUUAUGGAAUUUGCCGACUCUUGGAGACAAGAUUUUUAAUGCCCCCUAGUCAUGACUUCGAUCAAACACAAGCUAUCGCUCUGAUGGUUCACAAUAGCAUUAUGCAUCUAUCGAUCUACUUGUCAACUAACUUAUAAGGGAACUUCAAAAAGUGAUACCAACCGAUUACGAUGUUCUAUAGCUCAUUCAAAAGUCUGUAAUAAAUAAUUUUGAAACGUCGGAUUCUUUUUAUAAUAUGAAAAUUCAGUCUUUUGUCUUUCAUUUGGUACUACGAUCAUAGUUUUAGGACAAACAGAUAGCGUGCGAAUCGAUUUUGAAAAAAAGCCGAUGAAAAAAAAUUGAGUGCCGAUUUUCGAUAGAAGACCCUGUAACUUUUGUAAAAGUGUGUAUCAGCAGCUAAAAAAUGAAACUCCCUAUCUACCCAAAGCGCGCUUUCGAAUGAGCUAUAGAACGUCAAAAUCGGUUGGUAUCUCUUGUUGAAGUUCCCUUGUUAGUUGGAAUUUUUGACAAGAUUAGUUCUGGUGUAAUAAGUUAGUCCCAUUGAAUCCAACAUGUACUGUGCUCAAAAAAAAUACAAUCGUUUUUCGAUGAUUGAGCAAUUUUCUUGCAAUAAUGAGCAAUAAUUGACAGUUUCACAUUUCGUUUCUAAUCAUGUUUCCAGUUUAAUAAGCAUCGAGUUGAAGGUCUGAUCACCUUUUUAAUUUAGCUUUCAAAAAUAUUCACCUCUUUUAGGAUUGACCGCUCAGCGCUAAUGAGAAUAAACAUUUACUUACAAGUGAUAUUGAGACAAGUUACCUGUUUAUUGUUAGUAUUUAUAUUUGUAUAUUACAAUAGUUGGUAAAUAAUGACGAUCUAGUUUUAUGGUUAAAUAAGUUUGUGAGUAUGAAACAUGAAAUGAAAAAAGUUCAUAAAACAAUUGAUGUUCUAUGAAUUUCUUCGAAUGCGCACAAAUUGUGGUUCAUUAUCAAUAACCAUCAGAAGAAGAUUGAUAAUAAAUGCUCUUGAGCAAUUAAAAUUUCACAUUUCUAUUUCUCAUUUCACAAAUGACAAAAUGGAUUCAUAAAUAGCCUUACAAAAGCACACAAAGACUAUAAAUUUCGAAAUCGAAAAACAGGCUAAUUUUUUUAUAUUGGUUUUGAAGGUCCGAUUCACAUAAUUAUCGGAGCGUAGUGAAACGAAGUGGAGAUUUUAACUCGCACUACCGUAAACUCAAAUUCACUUUCAACUUUUUUGUCCGGCAACGGCUUAACUAAAUUUCAUCAAACUUAAUAUUAGAACAUAGUUAAUCAUUUUGAAGAACUGAAGUGAAAUCCAAGGUCAUCGGAGGUCAUUUGUCGGGAUUUCGACCUGUGACUUUUAGAGGUCAUUUGAAGGUCAUUUAUCAUUUUUUGACAGUUUUUUAUCACUUCGAUUGAACUGCAUCAUUAUAUCAUCAUUAGUUAUCGAAAUAUGACUCCAAACAUGCAAAAAGUUACAAACUCCUGGAAGAGAAAUUUACAUUUAGUUCACGAAUAGUUCUGUUUUCGAGCUUGAUAUUAGCAAGAUGAUCGAUUCAGGUAAUUUGAAAGAAUGGUAACAAAAAUUUAGACCAUCGUAGGUCAUUUGUCGGAAAUUCGACCUUUGACCUUUAAAGUUUAUUUGAAAGUCGUGUAUGCAUCCUCAAUGCUUUUGGACCUCUACAUGAAAGAUCCAACACCAUAGCAUCAUUAAUGAUCGAUAUAUGACUAGAAAUAUUAAAAAUGUCCUUCAAACUCACUAAAAAACUAAACCUUUCUGCAUCUCGAAACAAGUUAAAGCAAAAGAUAUUAACUUUGCAAAGUCUACACUUGCAGGACGUUAGAAAAACAGUUUCUUUCUGUAAUAACGCAACUCCUCAUAUGUGACAUGAAACAUUUUAUUAUGUGUUCAGCGCACAUAGAUGUGUCAUAUGCAAAGAUGGGCGAAGGUCAGAACGCAAAAAAUCCUCAGCGUAAUAGUGAAUUUAAUUAUUACGCAUUAAGCAAGAAUUUAAAGAAACAAAAUUUGUUGAAAUUAAUAAAAAUUAUCCAAUUUUUCGAUAAAUGAGUGAGAACGUUCAUGUUUGAACAAUGUCUUUGAAAAAAGAAUCAAAGCAAUAUGCGGAAAGAUUAAAACCUCUUGACUGAAAUCUUCGUGUUUUAUGAGGAACAUCUUGCAAAUGCUCUUAUUAAACUCUCAUAAGCAAAAUUCUUGCAUUAAAAAUAUUCCAUUAUUUAUUUAAAUCAUUUCGUUGACUGUAAUUUAUAUAAAUAUCAACAAAAAUUUUUCCAUUGACUUAAUAAUGUUCACUGCAUUUCAUUGCUGCACGCUCCGAUAUUGACGAUCGAUCGUCUGACCUAGUGAUUAAUGAAGUCUUGAUAUCGACAAGUGAGUUCGGGAGGUUAGCAUUGUUAAGAUUCGUCAUUGCUCUCAAUAAAUCAUCAUUUUUACUCAAUCUUCUAGUUGAGACUGAACUCUUGCGAACCUGGAAAGUUCAAAAUAUUAAAUGUUUCUAUUUGUUCAAUAAAUUGUUCAAUUGUUGAAAACAACAGAGCAGAGCCUAAUGCCAAGUAAUCACAGGAUAUAAACGAAUUUAUCCUUCGAUGAAAAAUGUAAAAUAAGUUGAAAAAAAUUGAACAAAUAAGAAACUAAUCAACACAAUGUUUCAAUAAAAUCAAUUCAACAGUUUUCUUGAACCAUAAGAAGAGCUGCCUUUAUCCAUCCAGAUAUUGGCUUGGAUUUAAAAUUAAAGUCUGAGAAUUGCUUUAAUGAUUUCAUUGUUUACCUUUUACUCUACAUUAGAUUACAUUGUUGCACCGAGUCAAGAAGAAAAAAUCUGUUGAGGGAGGAAUAAAAAUAUGGUGAACAAAACAGAGAAAUGUUGAAGUUGAACAGAAUAUGAAUUAUAAAACGAAUAGGCAAGAAAAACAAUAAAGAAUUACAUUCGAAAGAUAAUAAGUAGAAAUAAUCAGGAGAAAGAAUUAGACGAAAUAUUAGGCGAAUUGCAAGAUAAGUCUAAAUAAUAUGGAAUGACAAUAAGCAAAAGAAGAAGAAGAAGAAGGAAAGAAUGAAAAUGAUGGAGGGAAGCUCAUCAAAUAACCCUGGGAAUUUGUGAAUACUCAGAGAAAAAGACAGAUGAAGAAAAGGCAAAAGGAAUUAACAAUUACAGGAGAAGCUUAUCGACACAUUAUGAGAAUAUUUUAUCAAUUUGCAGUUCAAUUCGUUGUAACUCUUUUCAUCUCUCAAACAAAUAGCAUUCUUCUGACUGAGCUGCUGCUGCUAAUAUUGACUGAGUUGUUAACCAAGCAAGCAAAUAAUGAAAAUACUCAAUAUCCUAUUAAAAGUAAGGGAUAAAUAAAGAAGAAACAUAAAAAAACAGAUUUGCUUUUCACUUGUUGAUUGAUGAUUCUCCCUUGUACCAAAUGUAACAAGAUAAGUUGAGGUUGAAAAUCAGGGAAUGAGCAAUGGAAUCAUGUUAUUAAGUUAUGUGAUGAUGCAUUUGUAAUAACAUGGAGCCAGGCAAGAAUAAUGUUAAACAGAUCAAGAUUGGGUGAAAAGUUAACACAACCAACAACAAUGGAAAUCGAGAUAAAUUUAAUUUCCGAGUUUCAUUCUUUUCUCCCAUUUUUCACCCUUUUUUUAUUCAAAAUUUUGCCUCAAUUUAUUGUUUCCUUUUCAACUGAAUGUUUCUUUUUUUAGUCAACCUUUCACUCAACGAUACAAUAACUUGUCGCUUUGACUCUGCUAUUUGUGCCCUUUUCAAUGUCGAUAGAGUUUUGAAGAGAUGACAAAAUAUUUGCUCAUUUCUUUUCCUCUCUACCUUUAACCUUUUCCAACAGGUUCACCCAUUUCCAUGUAACCAAUUCAUUCAAAAUUCAUUUGAAGCAAAUCAUGCAAAAUCUUUAAAGUUAUGAAAAUUCAUAUCAUGAAGUAAAGUGGGCUGUAAAGGUUGAACAAGAAAACUGAAUAACUUGGAAUUGAGAUGAAAAUGAAUAGAGUAAAUGAAUGAAUAAUCAGUUGAAGUAAAACUUUGCUCAAUUUUUUGCCUCUUUUCAACUCUUUAACCCUUUGCUUCAUCAGCAGGCAAGAAAAGAGAGAAAAUUUUCUGUAAAAUUUUUUUCCAUCUUUUUAUCAUUGCUUCUCAUCCUAUCUUUUGCCUCACUCAACAUCAAUCUGGGAACCUCUAAAUGAUCCUAAUCCUUGGAUCAAAGUUUUUUAUUUUCAUGUUUAGUAAACAGAGAAAAUGUGAAACAACAGAACAAAUGUCUUUUUCCAAAGUUUUUGCCAAAUUUUUAACCAUUUUCCCUGUUUCAAUGAAAAGAACCAAAAAAGCGAUUUCAUUAUAUUCGUUCAACUAAUUCAACUAAUUCGCUGCCUUUUUCUUUUACUCCUACUUUUUGCCUGAUGAUACUUUUUCUCCUUUUCUCAUCAGAACAUUGAAUCUCUUCUAUCAACCUCACAUGCCCUGUUUCAUGUGUCAACCUUUACAAACUCACCAAACUGGCUCACUCACUUUACUUAUCAAUUCUCAUUUCUCUUCAUUCACUCCCAGUCAACCUUUUCAAUUUUCCUUUAUUCAACAACUUUUUUUUUGUUUCUCGCCUCAAUAUUUUUUGCUUUUCCAAACUUUGUUUUAUCUUUUUGCAUUCUUUCCUCAUCAUCAUUAAUAUUAUCAUAAUAUCAUCAAGUUCACCAUCAUCAUUCUCAUCAUGUAGCCUUUGCUUACAACAGGAACAGCCAAGUAAUACAAGGUUGCUGAUAACUAAAAGGAAAGAAUCAAAAAUUGAAUACAAAAUUGAUGUGAAAACAAUUUACAGAGGAUCAAUUGUUUAGGUGAAAUAAGUUGUGCAAAGUCGACUCUUUUUUUUUGUUUCUACUCUUUGUUUCAUCUUCUGCCUCGAUCACAAUUUGUUGUGUCUACAAAAUGUUUACAGACGAUGCUUCAUUAAUUCGCUUGCAUCUUCCAAUUUACAUUUGUUAUCAUUUUCAUCAUCUCAUUAUCAUCGGAAUCACCGUCAAACUAUGAUUAAACAGUGUUUACUUUAAUGAAUAAAUUUCAAGAGGAAAUUGAAUUGGAAAGCAAUUGGAUUAUUUUUAUUUGAUACUUUAAUUUGGGAAUUGAAUCCAAUUUUUUUCUUUCCUAUUUCCUUACUUUUGCUUUGUUUCUUAAUCUUCAUCUUGUUCUUCUUCUUCUUCUGUUCGAUAAAAAUAUCGUCGAGUUGAAAUUUCCUCACAUCAUCAUCAUGAGUUUACCAGUAGAUGAUCUAUGUAACAACAGCUUGUGUAAUGAAACUACAACCGAAGGAACCUCAUUAGUAACACUAACUAUUGAUGAUUUGAAAGAGCUUCAUCGGAUUAACAAUGAUCCAUGCCUUUAUGCUUAUUGUAUACUUUUUGGUAUUGGUUCCUUUGGCAACUUUUACGCUCUCAAAGACCUGGUCAAGGCUCGCCAACUCAGCCAAUAUAUUAACCUGCUCAUGGCUCAUUUAACUUUUGCCGAUCUUUGUGUCAUCUUUAUCUCACUGCCCAUUGAGAUAAUGUGGAGGAUUACAAUCUCAUGGAAUGCUGGUGAUACUAGUUGCCGUGUAAUUCAAUCCGUUAGACUCUUUGGAAUGUACCUGUCAUCCAACAUUGUUGUCUGUAUUUCAAUUGAUCGACUUCAUGCUUUCACUCGUUCAUCCAGAACAGGGUAUCGAAAAUAUUCGAAAACAUUUCUCAUUUCAGCUUACAUAUUAGCAUUAUUUCUAAGUUUACCCCAGGCCGCAAUUUAUCGCGUUGAAUAUCAUCCAUCCUUUCCCGAUUAUGCUCAAUGUAUUCAAGCUAGAUGGUUUGUCGAUUCCAAGCUGGAAAAGUUUUAUAUUGCCAUGUGCCUACUGGGAAUGUACUUUGUUCCUCUCAUAGCAAUAGUCUUCUGUUAUUGUAAAAUAUUUUUUCACCUUCAUUUUGAUGGUCAAAGUAUUCAAUUUCAAGAUGCUUUAUAUGCUUUACAGUAUAGAGCUGUUGAUGCUCGAGAUAAUAAAGAUAUUCGUCGAGUGAUUGCUCGACAUCACGCUAAUCGCUAUUCAAUUAUUCUAAAAGCCAAACGUCGAACGCUGAAAAUGACAUUAAUCAUUGUGAUUGCCUACCUUAUCUGUUGGUCUCCGUACGCUUGUCUCAUUUUGUACUAUUCAUUUGACUACAAGUCUGCUCAAGAUAUUGAUCCAGCCAUUCAAGAGGGAAUCUUGCUUUUUGCUGUUGCUCACAGUUGUGUUAAUCCAUUUGUUUAUCGAAUCAAUCUUGUCCGUCGAUUUCCGAUAAGCUUGAACAGACCCUGAAAUGAUGGGUAAGAACCAAGGAAGUUAAACCACAGAAUCGUGUAUUACACUUGUCAAGGAUUCGAUUCCAUGCACAUUAUACGUUAUUAUAUUCUUUGGUGAAAAGAAAAUUUUAUCAUCUUUUGGCAACUUUGCAGUUUAUAACAAAUAUGAAUGAAAUAUCGGAUAAAAUAUAAACUCAAUAAUGAUAUCUGUUACAUUGAUAAUUGUCACUUCUAAACAUUUCAAUAAAAUAAAAUUGGUUGUGAGAGAGAAAGAUAAA
Tetranychus urticae (two-spotted spider mite) is the source of this 9392-nucleotide messenger RNA. Its product is annotated as adipokinetic hormone/corazonin-related peptide receptor variant I-like. Gene Ontology annotation, biological process: G protein-coupled receptor signaling pathway. Gene Ontology annotation, cellular component: plasma membrane. Lineage: Eukaryota; Metazoa; Arthropoda; Arachnida; Trombidiformes; Tetranychidae. Gene Ontology annotation, molecular function: G protein-coupled receptor activity. The record is from RefSeq and is a predicted model, not a curated record.